This is a messenger RNA of Tremella mesenterica DSM 1558, 1592 nucleotides long. RefSeq lists its product as uncharacterized. Gene Ontology annotation, biological process: tRNA processing; nuclear-transcribed mRNA catabolic process, RNase MRP-dependent; intronic box C/D snoRNA processing. NCBI's taxonomy places the organism in Eukaryota, Fungi, Basidiomycota, Tremellomycetes, Tremellales, Tremellaceae. Gene Ontology annotation, cellular component: ribonuclease MRP complex; cytosol; nucleolar ribonuclease P complex. The transcript is spliced from 3 exons. Gene Ontology annotation, molecular function: ribonuclease MRP activity. Bases 16 to 1482 code for a protein of 488 amino acids. The record is from RefSeq and is a predicted model, not a curated record.
ACCUGCGGGGACAACAUGUCAAAAGAGGGGCAGACGGUCGUUGUCGGUCGAGCCCAAAAAGGGCCGAAAGGGUCUCAGACGAAGCUGGGAGAUGGCGAGGUGGAUCGAGUGAAGAUGGACAAGGAGGUGGUGAAAGCUGUCUUGGCCAGCCCGUUGACUGUGGCGUGGCCUAAUCUUCCUCGACAUUUACAAUACGCCGUGACUCAGGUGCUCCCUCUUCUCUUGCCAACCGAAGUGGCGGAUUAUCAUGUGUCCCGACAGAGAUGUCAGAAGCGUGCCAACAGAUUAGCUCGUACGGUCGAACGAGCUGCUAAAAGAGGGACAAAUACCCCAACUCAUUCCGAGGCUACUACAACACAUGUUGCUGGUGGGUGCUCAAUGCCGGAAGACGUUACUCUUGAUCCAUCACCCUCAACGAAAAGCCCUGGUUGCACGAAGAAGAAUCAGAGUCAAGCUUCUGUCCCACAGGCCUCGACAUCUGGUGAGGUCGAGAGAGGUCCCGCGCGCCCUGAAAUUUUACAACAUUUAGUACUCGGUAUCAACGAAAGUAUUAAAGCUCUCGAACAACAAAUUGACGUGUUGAAGAUGGAGAUGAUGAUGAUGGCCGACCGACUUGCUCAAUCAAACGGACUCAAAUCCGCCCAAGUGACACUCCCCACUCAGCGAUUCCUCCCUACCGCUCCAGACGCCCCCGUCCGUCCCCAUACUUCCCCCCAGCUUGAAGACCGAAACGGAGACGUACUCCUCCACAAACCACCGGCUGCUUUAGCUUUUGUGAUCGUCCCAUUGCCCGAUAUCAAUCCACCAGCCUUGAUAGAUCCAAUACCUCAAUAUUGCGCCACGUACAACUCUUUGGUUUACCAGCAUAACCAUCUCUCCAAGAUAUUCAGAUCACGUAUCAAAAGAGCGGAUUGGGGACUGGUCGCAGAUGGCACCAAAGAAGAAGUGAGAGUCGUUCCGCUAGGAAGAGUGGAAGGGGAGAUGGCGGCUUUGGCUGGGCUUCGUCGGCUGGCUUGUCUUGGCAUACGAGAGUCGCACCCGGCGUUGAAGAAAGUGGCGGAUCUUCUACCAAAAUCCGUCCUUCAUCCUCCUCGACAUAGUGUCACGCUUCCGUUUCCUAUCCCUUCGCUCAAAGUAUACUCUGGGCAAACAGGCGAUCCAAUGAUCGAGAAAUUCAGAGGGACGAAGAGGAAAUUGGACACGAUGGGACCGGAGGAACAGCCAAAGUCGACUUCCUUACCCAUCCCUCAUGUCCAUUACGCGUCGAUACACAUCAAGGGCAUUACUACCACGGUCCCAGCCGAUGGCACGGCAAGAAAGGCCCGAAGGCUGCAGGAGGUGAGGGCAAGGCGAGUAGAGAAUAAGGAGAAGAAGAGGGAGGACAGAGCCAGGUUUAUGACGCAGGCAUCAAAGUUGAAAUACGGCAAGAAGACGCGGCCGGGAAUCAGCAGCGGAAAGAAGUCAAAGGCAGGAACUCGGUGACUCAUAGAUUGCUACUUUUUCGCGGGGGUCAUUCUCCAAAAUAUACAAUACAACCUCAUUUCUUUCUUUUUAAAAUCAUAGCAUAUGCAUUCCACCGCAAUGAUCAUCGU